Meriones unguiculatus (Mongolian gerbil) is the source of this 2443-nucleotide messenger RNA. RefSeq names its product RNA binding motif protein 18 (gene Rbm18). The transcript is spliced from 6 exons. The record is from RefSeq and is a predicted model, not a curated record. Lineage: Eukaryota; Metazoa; Chordata; Mammalia; Rodentia; Muridae. Gene Ontology annotation, molecular function: RNA binding. Bases 153 to 725 code for a protein of 190 amino acids.
CGCGGGCGUAGGACGUCACGGGCGGCAGGGCGGCGAGAGGUGUUUCGACCGCGGUCUCCACACGUCCGUCGCUCGGACCCCUGCCUCGGAAGCUGCUUUCGGGGCAGGAGCUGAGGGCACACUCCGAGACUAGCGGUAUUUCUUAGAGAUUGAUGGAAGCAGAAACUAAAACUCUUCCCCUGGAGAACGCAUCCAUCCUUUCAGAGGGCUCUCUACAGGAAGGACACCGAUUAUGGAUUGGCAACCUGGAUCCCAAAAUCACAGAAUACCACCUCCUCAAGCUCCUUCAGAAAUUUGGCAAGGUGAAACAGUUUGACUUUCUCUUCCAUAAGUCGGGUGCUCUGGAAGGCCAGCCCCGAGGGUACUGUUUCGUUAACUUUGAAACCAAGCAGGAGGCAGAACAAGCCAUCCAAUGCCUCAAUGGCAAGCUGGCACUGUCUAAGAAACUGGUUGUACGCUGGGCCCACGCUCAAGUCAAGAGGUAUGAUCAUAACAAGAAUGAUAAGAUCCUGCCCAUCAGCCUUGAGCCGUCAUCAAGCACUGAACCUGUUCAGUCUAACCUCAGUGUCACUGCAAAGAUAAAGGCCAUUGAAGCAAAGCUGAAAAUGAUGGCAGAGAAUCCUGAUGCAGAGUACCCGGCAGCACCUGUCUAUUCUUACUUCAAACCACCUGAUAAAAAAAGGACUACUCCUUACUCUAGAACAGCCUGGAAGUCUCGAAGAUGAUGGCUGGGAAUUACCAGAGCAACAAAAGCAAAUGAAUGGUCUCCAUGUCCGAAGUCCUUCGCCUUUGUACUUUGUAGAUGUGAAUGGUACUACCAACAGAGCACAAUCUCUUGUUAGGGCUGGUCACAUGACAUUUUGGGUAUUCAUAUGGAUGUGUCUUCCCUGAACUGUGUGGAACUGAGCAUCAUCCAGAAUAAAUAGGAAUGUGUCCAAACUGUGAUUUGAACACUGAGAUGUUCUAGUUGGCUGCUUUGUUUGGAUUUGUAGCUCCAGAAACACAGUGUGUCAGAGAGAAAAACAAGCAUAUGAAGUUUAUUUAAAUCAGGAAGCUAAAUUUAUUAACAUCCACCAAAAUUUUUCAGCAUUUUUACGUAUACACAUCUCUUCAACAUAAAAAAAUAAUAAGGGUGGGAAGUGAGACAUUCUCAGACAUUUUUAGAACUGAUUGAGAAUUUACUGUGGAAAUCCUUCAGUUGGACUAAAAAGAGAAUUCUUGGCAAAAACCAACUGAUCCUUUGAGUGAAUGUUAUAGCAAUCUGUUUAAGAAUUAUGCUUAAUAUUUCCAAAUCUCUAUUAGGAAAAUGUGGUGUACGUCUUAAAAUUGUUAUGUCAACAAGUGUAGAAUCACAGUUAGCAGUUUCUACCACGACAGAUACUCUCUUUGGAAAUCCGGCUUUUAUUUGGUGGCAAUCAUGGUUUUGAAGCUGAGUGACUUAGCCUUCUGUAAUGCCAAAUGCUAUUUUCAACCUGGAUUUUAAUACACUUACUGCAUGAGAUUGUUUUAUAGCAUGAGGUUGUUCCAAUUAGAAGCGUAUCAUGAUCAAUCUAAGUAGUAAAGCAAAAGUUCACUAUAUUGGUCACUCUAAAACAUGACUUUCUUACAGUCCUGUUGGGACGUAGGAAGCAGCUGAGUGACCUUGUGCAGCUCAGAAGGGCAGGGCAGUGAGCACCCAGAGUCAGGAUGGCCAGUGCUCAGGCACCAAGACCGUAACACCAUAACCACAUUGUUCUGUCGUUCCGGAAGACUGCACGGCUUGAAAACGAGCCUUACUCUGUCAGCAUGCUUCUCUGCAGACACCUUCGUGCCUGUGGAAAUACUGAAUAUGGUAGUGUAGAGACGUGCAUAAACGGACAGCCUUGGAGGGGUGUUUGUUCAGCUCAGUGUUGAUCGUUUUGGAGCCAGGCCUGACACACUGUUUCUUUAGCAUUCUUCACUGGGCAAAUCACUGUCACCACAGGUGCCACCCAUGAUGACUUGGAUUGUAGAAACUCAAGUCUCCCUGGGGUUAAGACACUUGACCUCUGAGGUUUCAGUAUCCACAGAACUGCUUCAGAGGAAUUCUUACCACUUUUCCCAAGGCCCGUCUUUUUAGCUAUCUUUAGGUACUGAAUCUAUCCCAAAUUUAUUAGUUGUGUGUAUCUAUAAUGCAGGAAACUCUCCUUCACCUUGGGAGCUCGUUCAGGGAAGUGGGAAAACUGGCUCCUAUCUGUCUGGUUACUUCUCAGUAUAGAAUUCACCGUUUCACCCUUAAGUUCAAAGGGUUGUGGUGGAGUAGAACUUGAUGCCAAUAGCCUUCUAUUUUUAAUAGGAAUCUAGAGAAUACUUAGGAUUAUCUAGAGUUGUUUCUUUAGAAACUAGAACUAUUUAUUUGUAUUUAAACAAUGUCUAUGAUUUGUACCAAUUCUUACCCCUCUAUGUGAAUAAACUCAAGACGGUA